AUGUCAGAGACCCCCUCGUCGAUUGCGGUGAACUCCACGGCGGCCACCUUUGGAGACGAUGCGGUACAGGACGUGGCGGCCGGGCAGGAGCACGGACACGAGCAGAUGGAGCAGAUGGAGCAGGACGGCGGGGCGCCGUCGCCGGCGCCAGCGCCGGCGCCACGGGGCACGCACGGGUCGGCUGGCACGCUUGUGGCAGAGCUGCUGGCCCGGGUGCCGGCGGACUGCGACGCCGAGCUGGCGCAGGACCCGAACUUGGCCGCCUUCGUGGAGUUCCACAAGCUGGUGAAGGACUUCCAGCCCGCAGAGAGCUCGGGCAAGGAGGCUGCCCGCGUGUUCCUGCGCCCGAUCCCCAAGUACAACUGGGACACGCUGUCGUUGGCGUUCGAGCACGUGUACAAGCUGUACACGGCCGAGAUCAACGACAUCCUGGCGGACUUCGACCGCCUCGACAUCAAGCGCUCCAUCUGGCAGGAGAGCGCGUUCCGCAUGGACGGCGAGCGGGCGUCCAGGCGCUUCCGGGCCAUCGAGACCUGGAUCUCCGACUCAGACCUCUACGUGAACGUCAUGCGCAAGGACCUCUCCUCGUCCGUCCAGAUCAUCAAGCACACCUUGGACAAGCUCAACAACCCGGACCCUGGCGCCGGCGCCGCCGCAGCCCCCGGCCCGGACUUCGACCUCGACCACGACCUCGACCCGGCCAUCUCCGACUCCACCCCGGGCCCGGCAAAGACGUCCACCCCGACCCCAGGCUGA
Molecule: messenger RNA, 756 nt
Organism: Pichia membranifaciens NRRL Y-2026
Lineage: Eukaryota; Fungi; Ascomycota; Pichiomycetes; Pichiales; Pichiaceae
Exons: 1
Coding region: 1-756 (251 amino acids)
Source: RefSeq, a predicted model, not a curated record